Molecule: messenger RNA, 335 nt
Organism: Racocetra fulgida
Lineage: Eukaryota; Fungi; Glomeromycota; Glomeromycetes; Diversisporales; Gigasporaceae
Source: the annotation of a GenBank genome assembly
AUAAUAUCAGCGGAGCUGGGACGACCAAUGUUCACCUGUCUCAAGAAUUACGUGAAAGUAUUGAAACAGUGAUCAAGUCUUUUACAAAGCGACAGAAUACUAUUAAUGCGAUAUCUAGUAUUGUUAGUCAAGUAUCGGAUAAAAAAAAUUCAGAUUUCUCUUCGCCAAUUACUGGAGAUAGUGAAACCCGAAAUUCAGCAAAAUAUUAUAAACACGAUAGCAAACCCGAAUAUUUCUCAAAGAAAUCUGAUACUGCAUCUUCAUUCUCAUCCACAUCUGGGUCUGGGUCUGAAUCGUCUAAUGAUAAUGAAGAUUUUACUGUGGAUGUAGUAAAA